UAGCGGGAACUGAUUUGCGAAAGGCGAAAGAAACGAACCAAACCAAAAAGGCAAAGACGCGGUACAGCGAGCAACAGCAAAAAUGGAAUUUGAGUGCUCUGCUCUGAGUCUCUGGAGAGAGGCCCUAUCUUCUUACUCGUCUCGCAUCCAAUCACUCAACAAACCCAAUUUGGUUUCUCUCGACGACUUUUACCGCAACGCGCUCCCUUCUCUCCUCCACCAACGAAACCCUAGCCCCUUCAUCACCACCUCCGAGCUCUCUGACCUCAUGCGCUGGAAGCUCACACGUGGCAAAUGGCGGCCGAGGCUGUUGGAUUUCGUAUCGGCUUUGGACGAGGCCGUGGUGAAAUCGGCCUCCCAAAAGGCGUUUCAGGCUCUUCCUGAUAUCUCAAAGGCUAUCUCUGAGCUCACGGUGCUCAAAGGGGUGGGUCCCGCCACGGCCUCUGCCGUUCUGGCAGCUUACGCUCCUGACGUGGCGCCCUUCAUGUCCGACGAGGCUAUGGUUGCAGCUCUUGGCAACUCCAAAGACUAUACACUCAAGCAGUACCUGUUAUUCGUAAAUAAGUUACAGGAGAAAGCAAAGGAACUGACUGCCGAAGGGGAGACCUUCACGCCAUCAGAUGUAGAGAGGGCUUUGUGGAGUGGUGCUGUAGGGGCCAAGCUGCCAUCUUCGCAAUCAGAUCCGGACCUCAAAACUGAUAAAAGUAAAAAUCCCAACAAGAGAAAGCGAAAGCGCUGAUGUAGUGCUCUGCCAUUUAACUGGCUUUGGCAAUGCUUGUAAGUUCUAACUAACUUCAAAACUACAUUAAAAUGCUGUACAAGCAAGUAUUUUAUCAACUCUCAUGAACAAAGCUUGUGCUUUGCAUAUGUUGUAACCUAUCUCUGUAGCUUGUGCUUUGCAUUUUGCAAACUGUGAAUCAUUGACCCAUAUGAGUAAAUAUUGUCUGAAUUUAUUUUAUUUUA
This is a messenger RNA of Prunus dulcis (almond), 963 nucleotides long. RefSeq lists its product as uncharacterized. The transcript has 4 exons. Lineage: Eukaryota; Viridiplantae; Streptophyta; Magnoliopsida; Rosales; Rosaceae. The coding region runs from base 83 to 739 and encodes 218 amino acids. The record is from RefSeq and is a predicted model, not a curated record.